UGGGAAAGGCGAACUGAUAGCUAAGGCGGGACUACGAAUCCCAGCAAGCAGUGCGUGACGCGCGGACGCAGGAGGAGGAGCCCGGAGCUAUAGCCACCUGGGAGACAGGAGUGUGACAAGACACUUAUCAAGUAAGAAAACAGCUUUAUCCACUUAAUGCAUUGUGCUUAGCAUCAAGUUGGACUACCACUUCAGUGACCUGAGAGGCUAGUCAAGCAAAACAGUGGGAGAUGAGAAGGAACAGAGAAAUCUGUGUCUGUUGUCCAGGAUGGAGUGCAGUGUCGUGAUCACGGCUCACUGCAGCCUUGAACUCCUGGGCUCAGGCAGCAAAGCACCUGCUCUGAGUGGCCAUGGGGAAGCGAUAUUUCUGUGACUACUGUGACCGCUCCUUCCAGGACAACCUCCACAACCGAAAGAAGCACCUGAACGGGCUGCAGCACCUCAAGGCCAAGAAGGUCUGGUACGACAUGUUCCGAGAUGCAGCUGCCAUCUUGCUGGAUGAGCAGAACAAGCGGCCCUGCCGGAAGUUUCUACUAACAGGCCAGUGCGACUUUGGCUCCAACUGCAGAUUUUCCCACAUGUCAGAGCAAGACCUGCAGGAGCUGAGCAUCCAGGUGGAGGAGGAGAGGCGAGCCAGGGAGUGGCUGCUAGAUGCUCCCGAGCUCCCCGAGGGCCAUCUGGAGGACUGGCUGGAGAAGAGAGCCAAGCGGCUGAGCUCAGCUCCGAGUAGCAGGGCUGAACCCAUCAGAACUACUGUCUUUCAGUACCCUGUGGGCUGGCCACCAGUCCAGGAGCUGCCCCCAUCCCUGCGGGCACCCCCACCAGGGGGUUGGCCCCUGCAGCCCAGAGUCCAAUGGGGCUGAGCCCCUCGCCCCCAACUGACCCCCACGUGCUUACUUCUCAUCAGUCACAAUAGGAAGCCAAGCCCUGUUCCUGCUAUGCCCCACGGAGGCUCUGAGACCAUCGGCCUGGCCUCACAGGCUCAGGACGUGCCCAUGCCAAAUCCAGCCCUGGUCCUGGGUCUAUGCCAGGGAGCCCCCGACUCACUCUCUUCCAGCCACCCCCCUCCUUCCUUCUUAAGAAGCUGAGGGAGAAAACUUCUAGAUGUUUAUAAAGAAAAUCUGUCACCACGA
Cebus imitator (Panamanian white-faced capuchin) is the source of this 1133-nucleotide messenger RNA. It is a transcript of the gene ZMAT5, whose product is annotated as zinc finger matrin-type 5. Gene Ontology annotation, molecular function: zinc ion binding. NCBI's taxonomy places the organism in Eukaryota, Metazoa, Chordata, Mammalia, Primates, Cebidae. The record is from RefSeq and is a predicted model, not a curated record. Gene Ontology annotation, cellular component: U12-type spliceosomal complex. Bases 351 to 863 code for a protein of 170 amino acids. The transcript has 8 exons.